AUGUCUGGACGUGGCAAAGGAGGGAAGGGCUUGGGUAAAGGGGGCGCCAAGCGCCCCCGCAAAGUCCUGCGGGAUAACAUUCGAGGGAUCACAAAACCUGCAAUCCGUCGCCUGGCUCGUCGCGGUGGAGUAAAGCGCAUCUCAGGUCUUGUUUAUGAGGAGACCCGCGGGGUUCUGAAAGUGUUUCUGGAGAAUGUAAUUCGGGACGCGGUCACCUAUACCGAGCACGCCAAGCGCAAGACUGUCACGGCCAUGGACGUGGUCUACGCGCUCAAGCGCCAGGGACGCACCCUUUACGGAUUUGGCGUUUAA
This is a messenger RNA of Lipotes vexillifer (Yangtze River dolphin), 312 nucleotides long. Lineage: Eukaryota; Metazoa; Chordata; Mammalia; Artiodactyla; Lipotidae. The record is from RefSeq and is a predicted model, not a curated record.